Molecule: messenger RNA, 1239 nt
Organism: Frankliniella occidentalis (western flower thrips)
Lineage: Eukaryota; Metazoa; Arthropoda; Insecta; Thysanoptera; Thripidae
Exons: 2
Coding region: 1-1239 (412 amino acids)
Biological process (GO): DNA integration; proteolysis
Molecular function (GO): nucleic acid binding; aspartic-type endopeptidase activity
Source: RefSeq, a predicted model, not a curated record
AUGGAGAUUCGUCUCUCAUGUAAGGAUGAUGACCGCAUGUAUGUUGAUUUGUCGAUUUAUCAAAGGAAGUUUUUAGCCCUGCUUGAUUCUGGUGCUAGUAAAUCUGUAAUUGGUGGAAAGGGUUGGGAUGUUCUCAAGAAUGUUCAAAUUAGACUUCAACCUAGUCCUAUUAAGUAUGCCCGUGUUGCUAAUGGUGCUGUUACUGAGAUUAUCGGUACAUUUUUAAUUGUGAAUGAUCCGUUCUCCAAGUGGAUAGAAGUGAGCCUACCUAGGUCUCAAACUGAAGCAAAAGAUGUAAUACUGCUCCUGAAGAUUAUGUUUGCAACCUUUGGUCCACCUCUGGCAGUAGUGUCUGACAAUGGACCACCAUUCCAGUCAGUUGAGUUUGCGAAUUUCUGCGCUGAGAAGAACAUUGUGUUACUGCAUUCCCCCAAGUACCACGCUCCUUCAAAUGGCUCAGCGGAGAAGGGAGUAGACACCGCCAAGAAAGUGUUAAAGAAGCUGAUCGACGACAACGCAACCAAGACAGACAUUGUACUUGCUGUAUUAACUUUCCUGGAAACAUACAGGAACACUCCAUCUACCGUAACUGGGUUGACCCCUGCUGAACUUGUGUUUUCCUUCAAACCCAGAACAGGAUUAAAUUCCUUGAACCCCAGAAAUUCUGACCUCACAAAGGUGAAUGUUCCUGCAUUUGUGGUGGGAGAGAGAGUGAGAUAUAGAUCUAAGAAAGGAGACAAAGUGUAUGAAGGCAUAGUGGAAAAAGUUUUAGGGAAGACCACUUACUAUGUGAGAACUGAUGAUGCCGUUCAUUUAGUGAGCUUCAAUCAACUCAACAGAUGUGUUCCAAUAAUUGCCCAAGGAGAGAAGCAAGUGCCCAACAAUUCAUCUGACCCAGAUUAUAAAGCUCAUUAUGAACAAUUGUUAUUGUUACAAUAUAAGAAUGCUCCUAAAUAUAACCAACCUGUCAUUCCAAAUCCAUCCCCUACUAGAAAUGUUAAUCCUGAAAGCCUGUCUGUUCCAAUAAGUGUUCAAAGUCCAGCUGUUGAUCCUGCUGUCACUCCAAGCGAGGAAAAUUUAAGAGUGCCCGAUGAAAAUAAUAAUGGUCUGACAACCCCUGCCAGCGAUCUGUCAGUCCCACGUAGGAGUUCAAGAGUUGUUCGACCACCAAAAUUCAUCACUGAGAAUUAUGUAAAUUUGUGUGGGAAGGUUGAUGUGUAUCCAUGCACCUGUGAAUGA